AUGGCACAAGCGCCGCUGUCCGCCGAAUCCGCCGAGACAAAGGGAGCGGGACCGCCAGAGAUGGAGGGAGAGGCGGAACAUGCCUGGCCCGAGAUGAGCACGACUCGGCAGGUCCUGCUGGUCCUCACCAUGACGAUGUGUAUGAUGCUGAACAUCAUGCAAGUCCAGUCCGUCCAGCUCGCCCUUCCGACUCUCGGCGCGGACCUGAAUAUCCAGACGACGAACCUCCAGUGGCUGAUCUCCUCGUACUCGGUCGCGUUCGGAGGAUUGCUUCUGCUGUUCGGGCGGUUAGCGGAUAUUUAUGGUCACAAGAAGGUAUUCAUCGGCGGCAUGAUCUGGUUCGUCAUCUGGUCGAUCGCAUGCGGCUUCGCCCAGAACGAAGUCUCGAUCGACUUCUUCCGAGCGAUGCAAGGCGCAGCACUCGGUGCUGCGAUCCCUUCUGCGCUCGGCAUCCUCGGCUCGUCGUUCCCCCCUGGACAGCGGAAGACGACAGCAUUUGCGCUCUUCUCGGCUGGUGCGCCAAUGGGCGGCAGUCUCGGUGCUGUUAUCGGCGGAGUCCUGACGGAGUACGCCGCCAUCACCUGGCGCGCCGUCUUCUUCGUCUCGACGGGUAUCGGCGCUCUGAUUGGCAUCGCGGCGCUCUUCCUCGUCCCGCCCGAUCACGCGAAAGACAAGAGCUUGACGGUCGAUUGGAUCGGCGGUGCUCUCAUUACGAGCGCCGUGACGUUGUUGACGUUUGCACUGGCGGACGGAGAGGGCGCGCCGAACGGGUGGCGCACGCCCUACAUCCCCACUCUCCUCGCCGUCUCGAUCAUCCUCUUCGUCGUCUUCUGGUACUACGAGCGCCACCUCGAGUUCCGCACGCCCCAUCCGCCUCUCAUGCGCACGUCGAUCUGGUUCAAGGGCAGGUUUGCGAUCGUGCAGCUCAUCGGAGCGCUAGGUUGGAGCUGCUUCGCGAGCUACAUGUUCUUCUGCUCUCUCACCUUCCAGGACUACAUGCGUCUCGAGCCGGUCCUCGCGACCGUCCGCUUCCUUCCCUCCAGCAUCACCGGCCUUAUCCUCAAUCUCAUCGUCGCCCUCCUCGCCUCUCGCGUGCCGGCGCACAUCCUCAUCACAAUCGGCUGCCUCGGCACCGGUCUUGCGCCGCUUUUGUUCGCGGUGCAGAACUAUGACGAUACGUACUGGCAGUGGCAGUUCCCGGCAAUGAUCCUGAGCGUCUUCGGUGCCGACUUCAUCUUUGCGUGCGGCAUCUUGUACGUCUCGCACGUUGCUGGGCACGGACACCAAGCCCUCGCGGGCAGUCUCUUCAACAUGUCGACUCAGAUUGGAACGGGUAUCGGGCUGGCUAUCAACACGAUCGUCCAGGACAAGGUCACCGCCCGCGCGACUCGCGACUUGGGGAUGGUUUACGACCCAAACGCCCGCAACACUCCCCUCGAAGCGAUCCACAAGGGCCUCAACGCCGCAUUCUACACCUGCUCAGGCUUUGCGUUCCUCGCGACGCUUAUUAGCGCGACGUGUCUCUACGGGAUUGGGAAGGUUGGGCAUCGGGAGAAGAAGGGCGUGCGGGAGGAGGACGAGAAGGAGGAGGUAUAG
Rhodotorula toruloides NP11 is the source of this 1596-nucleotide messenger RNA. RefSeq names its product Major Facilitator Superfamily protein. Gene Ontology annotation, cellular component: membrane. Bases 1 to 1596 code for a protein of 531 amino acids. Gene Ontology annotation, molecular function: transmembrane transporter activity. NCBI's taxonomy places the organism in Eukaryota, Fungi, Basidiomycota, Microbotryomycetes, Sporidiobolales, Sporidiobolaceae. The record is from RefSeq and is a predicted model, not a curated record. Gene Ontology annotation, biological process: transmembrane transport. The transcript has 13 exons.